CACACAUCGCAGCGUGCAGGAUGGAGAGCAGGGCCGUAUACCUGCCUCUUUGGUCUCAGAUAUUCUUUACUUUCUUCAUGCGUGUCUCUUCCUCCACCUCUCCACACGCAGGGACAGGAGAGGAGAGCCAGACCUCAUACACCAUCAACAGUGUGCACCUCACCUUGCUUCCUUCGGCUGAUGUGGCGAGCGGUACCCAUGUGACCUUGCGCUGUGAGGUCAGCGUUAGCCACGGCUCCUCUGUCCCUCUGACGCAUCACUUCCUGUUACUGCGUGACGACGUAGAGGUCUACUCCAAGAACUCCAGCAACGCCACCGUGUCCUACUUCCUGUUACCGGCCCGGGCCGCCCACUCAGGCACCUACGAGUGCAGGGUCAAAGUUCACGACAAGAGCAGGGCCAGCCAUGGCCGCAAACUCACCGUCACAGGCCUGCAGGCUCCACAGCUGCAGCUGAGUGUUCUCCAGCAGUUCCAGGGGGAGGAGGUCACGGCCACCUGCAGCGCCCCCCUGGAGGAGGGCUCGCUCACCUUCCACUUCUACCUGGACCAGGAGCAUCUCAAGACUGUGCGUUCCAAGAACACGUCAGCGGAGACCCGUGUACUGCUGGACCACCCUGGGGACAGGAAGCUGUACUGCGCCUUCACCGUCACCACGGUGCCACAGGCCGGACUGUCCAAUCACAGCAACACCGUUGGGGUCUUGGUGAAAGGCCUUUUCAUCACCCCCGUCAUGAACGUCCUGCCCUCCAAGAACCUGGUGGAGGGGGACUUGGUGGAGUUCGUAUGUAAGGUGGUGGAGCCUCCGUCCAACACUGAGGUCUUCCUUACCAAGGAGCGCAAGGUCCUGAAGAAGGGUCUGACCAGCCUGGUGCACCGCUUCCAGGUGUGGGUCGAGGACUCGGGAGAGUACGACUGCAAGGCAGAGACGAGGAACGUGCAGAAGGGGACCUCAGAGAGCAUCCUCGUCACGGAGCUUUUCUCCAGGCCAGUCCUCACGAUGGAUCCCAGAGAGGUGUUCGAGGGCGAGCACUUCACCCUCACCUGCUCUGUCUCCCGUCUGGCCUCCGAGAGGCUCCGCCCCCAGGACGUCCACUUCUCCUUCUUCAAGGAUCAGCGCCCCCUGGAGGUCCAUGGAGGCAGCUACAGCUCCGUUGCCCAGCCGUCCAGCAGCGCUGACUACUCCUGCAGGGCCCAGGGGCUGAGCCAGGGGAGCCUCGUCGCCAAGAACAGCACCCACCUCCACUUGGAGGUCAAAGUACCUGUGUCUGUGCCCCUGCUGUCUGUGGUGGGGGGCAGUCUGGUUCUGGGUAGGCCCUUCCAGCUGCUCUGCCAGUCCUCCCAGGGCAGCCUCCCCAUCAGCUACGUCCUGCGUGGGCCCCUGGGGGGGGCAGAGGUCAAGGUGGUGUCGAGGAGCGAGGAGCGCGCCCUCUUCAACGUCUCGUCCAUACAGAAAGCCUCUGACAUCAGCAGCUUUGUCUGUCUGGCCAGCAACAACAACCCUGGGGCCGCCCCCAGGGAGGGCGCGGCCGGCUGGCUCCAACACGCCAGCAUCAUCGAGCCCGUGUCCCGGCCGGUCCUGAGGGUGUCCCCUGCCCCCGGCCAGGCAGCGGAGGGGGACCACCUGACCCUCACCUGCUCUGUGCAGCGAGGAACGCCCCCCAUCACCUUCACCUGGUUCCACACCACCUCCGCCAAGCCCCUCGCCUUCAGGACAACCAAUGAGCUGUCAGGAUCCCACGUCAUCACAGACCUCGGGCAGAAGCACGCCGGCGGGUAUUACUGCGUCAGCGCCAACCCCUCCAACCACAGCCAGCAGAGCGUCGUGGUUACCAUGGGAGUGAGCGUGGCGGGCUGGAAGAAGGGGACGAUCGCAGUGGUCUGUGUCCUCCUCACCCUCACCCUCAUCCUCAUCCUGCUAGCCAAGAAACGGCUUCUUCCCUUCCAGAGGAGGAAGAGGUCAGCUGAACUGUCAGUGAAACCGGCUGGUACCAAAACAGAUGGGGAGGGGGCAGAGGUCACCUUGGGCUUACUCAACGAAGCCGCCAAUGUCACUCCAGGGGUCAUGGGGAGGAGUGUGUGGAGUGAGCAUGUCUCAGGAUCAGAGUCAGAUGAGCUGAGCCACGAGGAGCAUCCAGAGGCAGCACAGACUCAGUACACUGAGGUCCUGCCCCCACCUGCCAACCCUGACCGAGCUCCUGUGAAGCCAGGAACAGACACAGUGUACAGCGAGGUGCAGGGCUCUGUGCAAGGUGUCUCAGAACAGGCUGACGGAGCUUCUCAGCAGGGUUCAGUGGAGUACGCCGAACUGAACCACAAUGACAACCGUGACCAUGACGACUACGUAGAACACUGCAGCGUCAACAUUCACAGUGACCGUGGCGACCACAAUGGUCCAGAAGACCACGGGAACCACUUCAAUAACGGUAGCCAUGGCAACCUCAACGGCAACUGUGACCAUGCCGACCACAACAAUUGCGCUGAUAAUGGUGACUAUGACGACCAUGGUGAUUGUAAUGAAUAGAACGCCAGGUGAACACCUCUGGUGAUGACACAGAUUCUAGACUUGUCGGUUGUACUGCAAACUCUCUCAGAACACACCAGGAAUAUUUAUUCUCUAACUUAUUCAGCUACUCGACCAGCCUGAGCUGUUACUGCACACACUACUUUAUCAGUAAUGCUGCAUUUUUAAACAGUAAACACAUUUUGUAUAUUUUUUUACACCUUUUUCUAAAUGGCCGUGCAGACUGUCACCUGGUAGUGUUCUGUUGUGAUCUCCUAAUAAAGAGAGCAUGCUCUGUG
This is a messenger RNA of Osmerus eperlanus (European smelt), 2800 nucleotides long. It is a transcript of the gene pecam1a, whose product is annotated as platelet and endothelial cell adhesion molecule 1a. Gene Ontology annotation, cellular component: plasma membrane. Gene Ontology annotation, molecular function: transmembrane signaling receptor activity. The record is from RefSeq and is a predicted model, not a curated record. The transcript is spliced from 15 exons. Gene Ontology annotation, biological process: cell surface receptor signaling pathway. The coding region runs from base 21 to 2522 and encodes 833 amino acids. Lineage: Eukaryota; Metazoa; Chordata; Actinopteri; Osmeriformes; Osmeridae.